Messenger RNA from Pongo pygmaeus (Bornean orangutan), 1584 nucleotides. RefSeq names its product putative olfactory receptor 2W6. The record is from RefSeq and is a predicted model, not a curated record. Gene Ontology annotation, molecular function: olfactory receptor activity; G protein-coupled receptor activity. Lineage: Eukaryota; Metazoa; Chordata; Mammalia; Primates; Hominidae. Gene Ontology annotation, cellular component: membrane. The coding region runs from base 308 to 1210 and encodes 300 amino acids. Gene Ontology annotation, biological process: G protein-coupled receptor signaling pathway. The transcript is spliced from 2 exons.
UGAAAUGUGGCACUAUGCCACACCACUCACUUAGCUUGUCAUUCCUGCCCACAGUUCAUCAUUUCUCUUCCAAGCUCUGCUACUUAAAGGCUUAUUAACACUUAAAUGGGACAGACAUUAUUUUUGUGCUCAAUCUCCUUUCAGGGUUUUCACUGCAAUUUCUUCUGGAAGAUCCAGAAACUAAAAGGGACCAGAAUUAGCUGCCUUAUCCGUGAGAAAACUCCUGGUUGGUCUCUGGAAUUGAAGUAAGGAGGGUUGACAGAAUCAUAGGUCUUCUACUUUCUGGGAAGAACAAGGCUGGUGGAUUAUGGGAAAGGACAAUGCCAGUUACCUACAGGCAUUCAUCCUGGUGGGCUUUUCUGAUCGGCCUGGACUGGAGAAAAUUCUCUUUGCUGUUAUCUUGAUCUUCUACAUGCUGACCCUGGUGGGCAACACUGCCAUCAUCCUCUUGCUGGUCAUGGAUGUCAGGCUCCACACACCCAUGUGCUUCUUUCUUGGGAAUCUGUCUUUCUUAGAUCUCUGCUUUACAACAAGCAUUGCCCCUCAGCUGCUGUGGAACCUGUGGGGUCCAGAGAAGACCAUCACCUACCACGGCUGUGUGGCCCAACUCUACAUCUACAUGAUGCUGGGCUCCACUGAGUGCGUCCUCCUGGUUGUCAUGUCCUAUGAGCGCUAUGUGGCCGUCUGCCGGUCCCUGCACUACAUGGCAGUCAUGCGCCCACAUCUCUGCCUGCAGCUGGUGACUGUGGCCUGGUGCUGUGGCUUCCUAAACUCCUUCAUCAUGUGUCCUCAGAUGAUGCAGCUCUCCCGGUGUGAACGUCGCAGGGUGGACCACUUCCUGUGUGAGAUGCCUGCUCUUAUUGCCAUGUCCUGUGAGGAAACCGUGCUGGUGGAAGCGUUCACCUUUGCCCUGGGGGUGGCUCUCCUCCUGGUGCCGCUCUCCCUCAUCCUCAUCUCCUAUGGUGUGACUGCAGCCGCGGUGCUGAGGAUGAAGUCAGUAGCAGGGCGAAAGAAAGCCUUCCACACCUGCUGUUCUCACUUCACAGUGGUCUCUCUCUUCUACGGAACUAUCAUCUACGUGUACCUGAAGCCGGCCAACAGCUACUCCCAAGAUCAGGGGAAGUUCCUGACUCUCUUCUACACCAUCGUCACUCCCAGCAUCAACCCCCUCAUCUACACUUUGAGGAACAAGGAUGUGAAGGGGCCAUGAAGAAACUUCUGGGGUGGGAGAAAGGGGCUGGGGAGCCUCAGUGAGGGGAACACUCUAGUAAUGUAGACAGUUUGCUGGAGUUACUCUCUUAGAUGUGUCUGUGGCCGUGUGGAGAACUAAUAUUCAAGGAGUAGAGUGAACCGGGUGGGAAAAUGCUCUCGAGUUUGACCCCGUCCUCUGCCCUCUGGAUGUGAAGUGGUUUCCUUCUGUUUGAAGUUGCCUGCUUCAGGAGAUCUCUGCUGUAUCUUGCACUUUCCUUGUCUUUUUGAUUUAUCCACAACUGCUGGGGACUUACAAAACUAAUUCAAUCACACAAAGGCACUGGGCAGUCUGCAGAUUAUGUCAUGGAUGUCAAAUAAAAAUUGAGACAACAU